This is a messenger RNA of Prorocentrum cordatum, 745 nucleotides long. The record is from the annotation of a GenBank genome assembly. Lineage: Eukaryota; Dinophyceae; Prorocentrales; Prorocentraceae.
CAAGAGCCCCGCGCCGAGUUUCGACGCCUGGCCCCGUCGUUCUGUCUCCGGCGCACCCGCAGCAUGGACGACGCGCCAGCUGUCGACGACGAGCCGGCCGUGAGCGAGGAGCUGGCCGCGAACGACGAGCCGGGCGUCCGCCGCACGAGCGCCCGGCGCGUGCCCCCGUCGCCGCUGCUGCCGGAGCACCCGGCGGCGCUGCCGGUGCCGCUGCCGGCGCCGGCAGCGGCCGGCCCAGGCCAGCGCCGACUGGAGCCGGCGCCGCCGAGCGGCUCUUGCUUCGACGAGGUCUUGGAGGGCGUGCGCGAGCUGUUGCGCGGCCAGCGGCUGCUGGAGCAGCUGGUGUCUGGCUUCGUCGCGCAGGGCGGCGGCGUCGCGGCCGUCGCCGCCGUCGGCGUCGGACCGGCGGCGCCUCUGGAGGACAGCGCGGAGGAGAAGGACGGCGCGGAGCGGUCAUCAGGCCCGUGAGCGGCAAGCCUGCGGGGCGCUCCGGGGAGCGCCUCGCCCCGUGCGCGCCCCCCGCGCCCACGGGGGCAGGCCGGCCGAAGGCUGGCAGGAGGGGGAGCGGCGGCGGCACCGCCGGCGGAGGGCGGCGAGGCGUCCACGCGUUAGGCGGGCUACAGCGCCCCGCCGCGGGGCGCUGCGGAGCCCUUACUGAGAGGGUCCUGAAAAGACGUCCGCGCGCGUGUGCGGGCAACAUGUGUGUCCAUAUCCGGGGGCGUCUUGGGCUUUCGCGGGGGGGGGG